UUGGAGAAUUUUGGGUUUCGGGAAUUCACUUUCAAAAGAAAAGUGAAUCAAUAAUCUGUCUUUUAUGCCAUAGGUGACAUCAGUAGGAGGGCAAAAAAUAUUGCUACAGAGAAUCUGUUUGACGUCAAGUAGGAUAUUAACUAGAUAUCCCAAUCAGUUGGCAUUUGCAUCUGAUUUAACUAUAUGCAUUCUAACACACAUUUUGAGAGCUUAUUUAAAAGAGCAGCUGCAGAGUAGCAGAUCUCAUCCCUGGGAAACUUCAUAAUGGAGUCAAAGAGUCAAAACCAAUUACUUUUGUUUAAUGGUUACUCAUAUCAUUUCUCAUAGAAAGGAAUGAAUUUUUUUCUUUCUGUAUAUGACUCAAUAGCUCAUCUGCAUGGGAGUGAACAGUCAAAUAGCUUCUUCAUGGCUACUAGAUUUGCAGUAGUGAGAUAAGGAUUUCCUUAAAGUGGUAUCUUUAUCCUUGAGCACUUACUGUGGUAAGAUCAAGUUACAGCUGGUUUAAUUCAAUGUCAAACUUAUUAGGUUUGUCAUUGCAAAUUUUACUGGUUCUGGUGAUGAUUACAUAACAAAUAAUUACCCAAUAUAAAGUGCUAGUGACAGAUUAAUACUUUGCUUUGAGAUAUAAAAAUGAGAUACAGGAACCACAUAGCAAAAGAGUUCUGUUUAAAGCAGUUGUAUUCUAUUUUAGAUAACAGAAACGUGCUUCAGGUAAUGGUCUUCAAAUACAAUUAAUUUUAAAUAAUGCUUUUAUUGUUAUAAUUCACAGCUGACAGUUACUCAUUUGGAAGAGAUAUUAGAGGAAUUUUGAGCUGACUGGCAGUGUGGUUGGAAGGUAAAACAAGUGGGAUGGAUGUGGCUCUAGGCAGCCUGGUCUGUGGUGGGAGAGUUGAAACUGGGUGAUCAUUGAGAUCCUUUUCAACCCAGUCCAUUCUGUGAUUCUGUGAUUAUUUAUCAAAUAUCUGUUCUGCUACUCAGUCCUCUAAUGUUGAAGUUUAGUGAUGGGAAAAAGAUUUAACAUCUGAGUGUAUCAUAAUUCACUCUUUUUGGAUGACUAACACUGCUAGCCUAGGGUCUAAUCAUGUCAUUUUUGUAUGACUGAAUAAUGUAAUAAAAGGAUAUAAGGUGACUUCCUUAUGCCAUGUGCCAUCAGUUCCAGGUCAUGGGGAUUUAUUUCACUGUGGUGCUAUGUCCUGCCCCUUUUCACAAUGCUCUUUCUGAAGGCUGACCUCCCUCCCCCCCUCAGACAGAAUGAGGCAGAGAGGAUGUUGAUGACUCAUUUUCCCUGUGUUUUCUUCACAAGCUGUUCCAGUGAAACAAUGUGCUGUCUCUCCAUCUGAGCUUAUCACAAACAGUUUAACUCUCAAACAAUUUGAUGUCAAUCUUUUUACGGUUUUGCAGGGAUCAACAGGAAAAAGGGCGUGGAAAAUUCCUCACCUGAAGCACAUUCUCCUGAAACAAUAGAGAAAAGUCUCUCAUCGUGUCCAGGCUGGCCUCCAGCUACUUCUUCUGAGUUCCCUUGCUCCUUCUAGCUCUUGAAUUUACAAAUGUUAAGCCUGUGAGAAGCAAGUUAGUAUAAUCCAAAUAUUGCUGUGAGAUGAAAGGAAGGUCCUGGUCAUUUAAGAACUUGCCCAUAAACUUCAUUUGAGAUGUGAAAAGGCUUGAUUAAUUAACUAGGAAAAAAGACGAAUAGAGGAGGCUGUGUUGUGGUGCAUUGAUAGAAGUAUUUUAUAUUGUUAUCUGAAGAAUUCAGAAAUCCCCUGUUCUCUCUGCUUUCCUUUUGGAAAAUUCUUGAACCAUCUCCAGCAAAUCUUAGUGGACUUCCACUGCUCCUUCUGUUCCUGCUCACUAAGCCAAGAGGGCACCGGCACAAGUGAAUCUGGACAGGAACAAGUGGCUGUAGAUCAGCAGGCUUAGGUUUUUUUCUACAGUAAGAUAAUUUAACUUGUUUGUUGUGAGAUGUUGUAUUCAGAACUAAUUGAAGUGUCCUGAAUUGUCUGUCCUCUGGAAACACUUGAUCCUAGGAGCCUUAUUUUCAUACUUGUGUAAGAUACCACAAAUUCCACUGAAGUUAGCUGAAAGCAAGCAUUAGAAGUCCCUUGCAGCAACAAAGUAAGGUGGAGCUGAAUGUCCCAUGGUUGUAUCGAUUUUAUCAGAUUUGCACCUAUUGUCUAUGGCAAAUGGGUGUUUCUGCCCAAGUUUAAUGUUCAACUCUGCCCUGUUACAUUGCUGUUAAUGCAAAGACACUUUGUCUCUUAGUAUCUUCAAUUUAGUUUAAUUCUGUUGUAUAUUAAAACUUGUGUAGUACUCAGUUAACAUCAGGUUGAAGUGUUAGUUUCAUGUGUGUAUGUUUCAGUCUUUUUCUUGGGGUUGCUUCAUUGUUGGUGCCUAAUUGCGUUGUUGGGAAUCUGGUGCAUCCAUCCAGUAGACCACACGUAAAUCUGACAGUGGUUGGCAUCUAGCUGCCAAUUCCGCUGCUUUUAUUAAUGCUUGAUUUAAUGAUCUCAUUCUAAUCAUUGGAAUCGAUGCAGUAAAUCUGCAGUGUGCUGAACCUCAGGCUGUCAGUGGCAGAUGCAGCACAAACUCAGAACAGGGCAGACAAAGGGUAAGGCCUGAUGAGGAACAUCCACAUGCCAUGAUACUUAAAAUGAAUUUGAACCAUACGAAAUGAACACUCUUGUAAGGCUGUGGUAUUUUAUAAACAGUGCCAGGGCCUUUGAGGCAGAUUUAACUCGGUUUUGAACCAUGUUGUGUUUGCAGAGGAAACAGGGAAUUAACUGUGAGUGCCUUAAAUAGAAGUUAGCAGUCUAAAGUGAUGUUGGACAUCCAGUUCAGGGGAGAGAUUUCUUUUCUGGGAAAUCUUUAUUUUUCAUAUUUAGGAUCCACAAGUAAUUUGAACCAAACUCAAAUAAUCACUUGUCUUCCUUUAGGAAUUCUGAUAGCCGGUUUGCUUUAGUGCACAGCUGGAUGUUAAAGAUGAGUGAUGGAGCGGCAGCGGGGUUGAAGCACGAGGCUUGUUGCUUAGCACUGCUGAUCCAGGGCUGGUCACGGUCAGGCUGGGCCCCGUGCGGGCUGCGGUAGAGAUGGAAUGGAUGCAGCCCGCUCUGAUUUUGCUCGUACUGAGCUUAAAAACGCGUUUGUCGCUUUGAAGUUUUACAGAUGGUUGCUAAAGCUCGCGUAUUUACAUUAAAAAAGGUUCAAAAAGGUGUCGAGCUCUCAGGGUGAGGGGGCGGGAGGGCCGGGCCGCGCGGGGCCCCUGCCGGCCAUUUAACGCGUUAGGGUGCUUCGGGACGCCGUCCGAGCUCCCGAGCCGAGCGGGAAGGCCGAAGCUCGGCCCUCGUCCCGCCCCCGCCCUGAGGGCGGCCUGAGGAGCCACGCGGCGGGCGGGAAGCGGCGGGCAGGGCAGGGCGGCCCCUCUCCCGCCUCCCGGGGGCGGUGCGCGCUGACGCGGCAGCGCCGCGGCUCUCCGCCGGCCGAGUCGCACAAUUAUGAGAAAGAGCUGCCGGGCCGAGGCCGCCGCCAGCGCUGGGUCCCGGUGCGGAGCCGAGCUAACGCCGUCCUCCUCGCCCCGCUCAUCCCUCCGCCCCGGGAGCGACGUCCUCGCCCGGCUUCUCCCCACCCGGCCCUCCGCAGCCGCCGAGCUCAGCCCCGAUAGAUGGAGACAGGCCCCGCCACCGCCGACGCCGAACCACGAGCAGGAGCUGCCCGGCGGGAGGAGAGCCAGAGUCGGCGCCGAGACCCAGCCCGGCCCUGAGGAGAAUGUCACAGAAAUCCUGGAUAGAAAAUACUUUCACCAAGAGGGAGUGUGUGUAUAUUAUACCAAGUUCAAAAGACCCCCACAGAUGCCUUCCAGGAUGUCAGAUUUGUCAGCAACUUGUCAGGUGCUGCUGUGGCCGCUUGGUCAGACAACAUGCUUGUUUUACUGCAAGUCUCGCUAUGAAAUACUCCGAUGUGAAGCUAGGUGAGAACUGUAAUCAGGAAAUAGAAGAAUGGUCAGUGGAAAAACAUACAGAACAAACCUCUACUGAUGCUUACGGUGUCAUCAACUUCCAAGGUGGCUCUCAUUCUUACAGGGCUAAGUAUGUGCGAUUAUCAUAUGACACUAAACCUGAAGCUAUUCUGCAACUUAUGCUUAAAGAAUGGCAGAUGGAGUUGCCAAAGCUUGUUAUCUCUGUACAUGGGGGCAUGCAGAAAUUUGAACUUCACCCACGCAUCAAACAGUUGCUUGGCAAGGGUCUUAUUAAAGCUGCAGUAACAACAGGAGCCUGGAUUAUAACUGGAGGAGUGAACACAGGUGUUGCAAAACAUGUUGGUGAUGCUCUAAGAGAACACGCUUCCAGAUCAUCUCGAAAGAUUUGCACUAUUGGGAUUGCUCCAUGGGGAGUGAUUGAAAACAGAAAUGACCUUGUUGGAAGAGAUGUGGUUGCUCCAUAUCAAACCUUGUUAAACCCAUUAAGUAAACUAAACGUGCUAAAUAAUCUCCAUUCCCAUUUCAUUCUGGUGGAUGAUGGAACAGUUGGGAAAUACGGAGCAGAAGUUAAAUUGCGGAGAGAACUGGAAAAAACUAUAAAUUUGCAGCGGAUCCAUGCAAGAAUUGGCCAAGGUGUACCUGUGGUAGCACUCGUAUUCGAAGGGGGCCCCAAUGUCAUACUUACAGUUUUAGACUUCCUUCAUGAAAGUCCUCCUGUACCGGUGGUGGUAUGUGAAGGAACAGGCAGAGCUGCAGACAUACUGGCAUAUGUUCACAAGCAAACAGAGGAGGGAGGGAAUGUUCCUGAGGGUGCAGAGCCUGAAAUUAUUUCAACUAUCAAAAAGACAUUUAACUUUGGUCAAAGUGAAGCAGUUCAUCUGUUUCAGACACUGCUGGAGUGCAUGAAAAAAAAAGAACUUAUUACUGUCUUUCAUAUUGGGUCAGAUGAACAUCAGGACAUAGACGUUGCAAUACUUACAGCACUGUUAAAAGGCACAAAUGCAUCUGCAUUUGACCAGCUUGUUCUGACGCUCGCGUGGGAUAGAGUUGACAUUGCCAAAAAUCAUGUUUUUGUUUAUGGGCAACAAUGGCUGGUUGGCUCUUUGGAACAGGCUAUGUUAGAUGCCCUUGUGAUGGAUAGAGUUGCAUUUGUGAAACUUCUGAUUGAAAAUGGAGUAAGCAUGCACAAGUUUCUUACAAUUCCCAGGCUGGAAGAACUUUAUAACACCAAACAAGGCCCAACCAACCCAACACUCUUCCAUCUUGUUCGAGAUGUCAAACAGGGAAAUCUUCCUCCAGGGUACAAAAUCAACCUGAUUGAUGUGGGGCUGGUUAUUGAAUAUUUGAUGGGAGGAACCUACAGAUGCACCUACACAAGAAAACGCUUUAGAGCUAUAUACAAUAGUCUCAGUGGGAACAAUCGGCGAUCUGGACGAAAUCCUUCAAGCACUACUCCUCAGCUGUGUAAAAGCCAUGAGUCUUUUGGUAACAGAGCAGACAAAAAGGAAAAAAUGCGACAUAAUCACUUCAUCAAAACAGCACAGCCAUACAAACCAAAGAUUGACACUGGUGCAGAAGAGGGAAAAAAGAAAAGAACCAAAGAUGAAAUAGUAGACAUAGAUGAUCCUGAAACAAGACGUUUUCCUUAUCCUCUCAAUGAGCUGUUACUUUGGGCGGUGUUAAUGAAGAGGCAGAAGAUGGCCCUUUUCUUCUGGCAGCAUGGGGAGGAGUCCAUGGCAAAAGCCCUAGUUGCAUGCAAAGUGUAUCGUUCAAUGGCAUAUGAAGCAAAACAAAGUGACCUUGUUGAUGACACUUCAGAAGAAUUGAAACAAUAUUCCAAUGAGUUUGGUCAGCUGGCAGUUGAAUUGUUAGAACAGUCCUUCCGACAAGAUGAAACUAUGGCAAUGAAGUUACUAACAUAUGAGCUUAAAAACUGGAGCAAUUCAACUUGUCUGAAGCUGGCGGUUUCAUCAAGGCUUCGUCCAUUUGUUGCUCAUACUUGUACACAAAUGUUGUUAUCAGAUAUGUGGAUGGGAAGGCUGAAUAUGAGGAAGAAUUCAUGGUAUAAGGUGAUAUUGAGUAUUUUACUCCCUCCUGCUAUACUUCUGUUGGAAUAUAAGACUAAGGCUGAAAUGUCACAUAUUCCUCAGUCUCAAGAUGCACAUCAAAUGGCAAUGGAUGACAGUGAAAACAACUUCCAGAAUGCAGCAGAUGAAAUACCAAUGGAGGUGUUUAAAGAAGUAAGGAUCUUGGACAGUACCACAGAGAAGCAUGAUAUGGAAACCCCAGCAAAACCUAAAAGACUUCCAAUUACACAGAAGUUUUAUGCAUUUUAUCAUGCACCAAUUGUGAAGUUUUGGUUUAAUACAUUGGCAUACUUAGGAUUCCUCAUGCUCUACACAUUUGUGGUUCUUGUAAAAAUGGAAGAAGUGCCAUCUGUCCAAGAGUGGAUCGUUAUUGCUUACAUUUUCACAUCAGCAAUUGAGAAAAUUCGUGAGAUUUUUUUUAUGUCAGAAGCUGGGAAAAUUAAUCAGAAGAUUAAAGUGUGGUUCAGUGAUUACUUCAAUAUUAGUGACACAGUUGCUAUUGUCACUUUCUUCAUUGGAUUUGUUUUAAGAUUUGGAGCAAAGGGGAAUUUUGGUGAAAACACCUAUAGAGAAAAUUACAUAUUUGUUGCUGGAAGAAUAACAUACUGUCUCAAUAUAAUUUUUUGGUAUGUGCGAUUACUGGAUUUUUUAGCUGUUAACCAACAGGCUGGACCUUAUGUUAUGAUGAUUGGAAAAAUGGUGGCCAACAUGUUUUACAUUGUGGUGAUUAUGGCACUUGUACUGCUUAGUUUUGGUGUUCCCAGGAAGGCAAUAUUGUACCCUAAUGAGGCACCAUCUUGGACUCUUGCUAGAGAUAUUGUUUUUCAUCCAUACUGGAUGAUUUUUGGUGAAGUGUAUGCCUAUGAAAUUGAUGUUUGUGCAAAUAAUUCUGAGUCACAAGUUGCUCAUCUCUGUGGGCCAGGAACAUGGUUGACCCCAUUUCUUCAAGCUGUCUACCUCUUUGUACAGUACAUAAUUAUGGUUAAUCUCCUUAUUGCAUUUUUCAACAAUGUGUAUUUACAAGUAAAGGCAAUUUCAAACAUUGUAUGGAAGUACCAACGCUAUCAUUUCAUUAUGGCCUAUCAUGAAAAACCGGUUCUGCCUCCACCACUUAUUAUUCUUAGCCAUAUGGCUUCCCUGUUGUGUUGUAUAUGUAAAAGAAGAAAGACAGACAAGACUUCAGAUGGGCCAAAACUCUUCCUGACAGAAGAAGAUCAAAAGAAACUUCAUGAUUUUGAAGAGUUGUGUGUUGAGAUGUAUUUCAAUGAGAAGGAUGACAAAUUUCAUUCUGGAAGCGAGGAGAGGAUUCGAGUCACUUUUGAACGGGUGGAACAAAUGUGCAUACAGAUAAAGGAAGUUGGUGAUCGUGUCAACUACAUAAAACGGUCACUCCAGUCUUUAGAUUCACAGAUUGGCCACCUACAGGAUCUCUCUGCUCUAACUGUGGAUACUCUGAAAACACUGACUGCUCAGAAAGCUUCAGAAGCUAGUAAGGUUCACAAUGAAAUUACACGGGAAUUGAGCAUUUCAAAACACUUGGCACAAAACCUCAUUGAUGAUGGCUCUCUAAGAUCUUCUGUGUGGAAAAAGCACAGCAUUGGAAAUGUCUUCGGUUCUUUUCCUCAAGGAGGCCUUGAAAAUAACAAUGCUUUACUCUGUAGCAUUUCGAUACGUGAUGACAAAGAAGUCCAGCAUAAGACAAUUGGUCAGGAAUUGGCUCAAGUUGCCCGAAGAGAAGAAAUGAACUUUCAAGAGGCAGGUUCCUCAGGCAGUGCCUUAUUUUCCAAUGUUGUUUCCCCUCCAGAACUUCGCCAGAGAAUACAGGCUUCAGAGAUCUCAAAAUCCUCUAGUAGAAGUAAAAAAUUAGGCAAUUCAUCUAACAGUAUGCCACAUGUAACAUCCCCAACAGCUAAAUUUUUUGUUAGCACUCCAUCUCGUCCCAGUUGCAAAAGUCAGCUGGAUUCUUCAACAAAGCAUGAAGAGACUGUUUGUUCUAAGGCUACAGAAGGCGAAAAUAAUGUAGAAUUUGGUGCAUUUGUGGGUCACAGAGACAGCAUGGAGUUGCAGCGGUUUAAGGAGGCAGCAAGCAAAAUUAAAGAAAGAAGUGCUGAUAUUGAGGAGCAACAGGAAGACUUCAAAAAAGCCAUACUGGAGGGCAUAGAGACUACCAGGCUGCAAGGUCUUCAAACUGACAGUGGUCUUAGACAGUCUAGUUCUUGUGGUGGGUUUACUGACCCUUUGGCAGUCCAUUCAGAACAAUUACCCAGCAAGAGUAGAAGAGCAUCAAGUGAAGACGCUCAGCAGGUAGACUCUAAAGCAGCUUUGCUGACGGAUUGGUUGCAAGGUAGACCUUCAAGUAGCAGUCAAAUGGCAUCUGAAGAAGAUGCAUUGAAUGGCAUUGCUUCUCCUUUCAAGCCUAUCAUGGAUAUCAACUACUAUUACUCAGCUGUAGAAAGAAAUAACUUGAUGAGGUUAUCACAGAGCAUUCCUUUCACUCCUGUGCCUCCAAGAGGUGAACCAGUCACUGUGUAUCGCCUCGAAGAAAGUUCUCCCAACAUCUUGAACAACAGCAUGUCUUCCUGGUCACAACUGGGACUCUGUGCAAAAAUUGAAUUUUUAAGCAAAGAGGAGAUGGGAGGAGGUUUACGUCGAGCUCUUAAAGUUGUGUGCACAUGGUCAGAAUAUGACAUCCUGAAAUCAGGACAUCUUUAUAUCAUCAAGUCUUUCCUUCCUGAAGUUGUGAACACUUGGUCAAGCAUUUAUAAAGAGGAUACUGUGUUACACUUGUGCUUGAGAGAAAUUCAGCAGCAGAGGGCAGCACAGAAGCUCACCUUUGCUUUCAAUCAAAUGAAACCAAAAUCCAUUCCUUACUCUCCACGGUUCCUGGAAGUUUUCCUGUUAUAUUGCCACUCUGCUGGGCAGUGGUUUGCAGUUGAAGAGUGCAUGACAGGAGAAUUUAGAAAAUAUAACAACAACAAUGGUGAUGAAAUAAUUCCAAGUAACAUGCUAGAGGAGGUUAUGCUAGCUUUCAGCCAUUGGACAUAUGAAUAUACAAGAGGGGAAUUGCUUGUACUAGACCUGCAAGGUGUUGGUGAAAAUUUGACAGAUCCGUCUGUGAUAAAAGCUGGAGAAAAAAGGUCUUAUGAUAUGGUGUUUGGUCCAGCCAAUCUGGGAGAGGAUGCGAUAAAAAACUUCAGAGCGAAGCAUCACUGUAAUUCUUGCUGCAGAAAACUUAAACUCCCUGAUCUGAAGAGGAAUGAUUACACACCUGACAAGGUUAUAUUUCCUCAGGAUGAUUCCCCUGAACUAACAAUUCAGCCUGGAAGCUGCACCAAAGAAUCAGAUUCAGCUAAUUCUCUUCGUUUGAUGCUCUAAUGAUGUGAUCAAAUGAGUGGCUUCAUCCAAACUUCAUGGAAUGUCACAAAGCUGUCACUUAUCUUUCCUUCACCACAAUUAAAAGAAAGAUGCAUCA
This is a messenger RNA of Phasianus colchicus (ring-necked pheasant), 9529 nucleotides long. Lineage: Eukaryota; Metazoa; Chordata; Aves; Galliformes; Phasianidae. The record is from RefSeq and is a predicted model, not a curated record.